GAGCCCAUCAAAGUGUGACUCGGUUAUGUGAGAGAUAGAGAAGCAUCAGUGCGGAGGCAGACACACGCAAACAUGACUGCAGCUGUUCUCCUGCUCUGUGUUGUCGGGGUCGUCUGCUCGGACGUGGCGUCGGCACAGUCCCCGGCUUGUGAGCCCAGUCCUGAGGUGGCAUGUUUUGCACCAGCCGAUCAUCUUAAUGCAUUUGGACCCGUCCCCCUGUCAGCGUGUGCUGGUCAGAAACUCAUCAUAACACUGGAGAGCUUCAGUGGACGCUCUGUGUGCCACUGGACCAGAGGAAAAGAGCCUGUAACGACAGUGAAAAAUCAAAACACAAUUGUCCUACCACAAGUUUCUGAGAGAGAUUCUGGCGAGUACACGCUGAGCUGUGAGACAAGCAAUGGGACCAGGUCUUCGAUGCCUGUGUCCUUUCAUGUCAUCACAAGUCGGCCCACAAAACCACAGCUGAUGCUGAAGCUUGCAGCUGUCAGAAGAGCAUCGUCUCUUUUCAAAUGCGUCUCUGAGGGCUGCCCAAGGCCCACACUUCAGUGGUCUGGGACAAGUGUGAAUACAGAAAACACAAAAAACAGUUGGGCGGCAGAGAGCACAAUAUCAUCAACUGAUUAUCAUGAGAAAGGCGUCAUGUGCUGUGCUACUAACGCCCAAGAGGAACAGGAAUGCUCUCAGCUUUAUGACUAUGAUCUAGAAAUUGAUGGAAUGCAAAGAGAUGAGGUCUCUAACGUGACUCUGAGCCCCGGUCAGUCGUUACUGCUCCGCUGCAGAAUACAACAGUACGCAGGUCCAGCUGUUGUGUGGGAGAAAGUUGGCAAAACGCUGGAUGUGUUAGCGUGCUCCUCAGACGAAAAGAAGAUCUGCAUCAAACAGGACAGGCAUUUUAAAUCUUCUAUGACGUACCUAUUAAUCAAAUCAGUCACUGCGGAGGACAGUGGAACCUACACCUGCAGGAGUCCAAAAAACAAAACUAAGUCUGUUCAUGUCCACGUCCAGGCCAAAGGUUUUCUCUCUGUCCAGCUGAGUAAGAGCAAGAUCGUUGCAGCUCAGAAUGCAUCCAGCUCCUGUCUGCAGGCCAGUGUCUCCUACCACCCUGUGCUCCAGCACUGCUCCUGGGAGGCUCCCAAUAAAACCAUUACCAAAUGCAUUAGGGACAAGUGGGUAACAAAGCACAGGACUGUGAAACUAUGCAAUCAACUCAAAACCGGAGAUUACAAGUUACACUUGGAGGCCGGAGGACAUAAGGAAACAAAGACUGUAUCAGUGUGUGUUGUCGACAAGCCGAAGUUCAGUUUUGACGUCAACUACACUAAUGACGUCCUCACCAUUGUGGUUGUGAGUCUUGUGCCAGCGAAUUACACCUGGAUGGUUUGUUCCUCUUCACAUAACGACAGCUGUGACACAGAUUCCUCCUGGACAGGAAUCUCACACACCUUCCACACAGACUCUGACGUCUCCUGCAACAAAACGUUGAAGAGCUCGCUGAGGAGAGAGCAGGCAAACGGGCCCCAUUUAAAGUUCUGCCUCACCAACUCAGUCGGGUCUUGGUGUUACGUACUAUACUACCCACCUGUGCCCCAGACCUCCACAGGCACUCAAAACGGGGACAACAACAGCGCGAUGCUGCUGAAAGUGGGCAGCAUCUUGCUGCUUCUGGCUUUGUCGGUUGUCACCAUGGCGCUCAUGUACUUUGUCAAAAAGAAGAAACCCCAGUAUCAGCCACAGCUGCAGAUGAUCCAGAUGGUCGGACCCAACGACAACGACUACAUUUACAUCAACUUUAAGGACUUUGAGUACAACCAGAAAUGGGAGUUUCCCAGAGAGAACCUGGAACUGGGUAAGGAACUGGGCUCUGGGGCUUUCGGGAUGGUGGUCCAAGCGACCGCCUAUGGCAUCAACAAGCCUGGAGUGUCACAGCAGGUGGCUGUAAAAAUGCUGAAAGAGAAACACCAGACAGUGGAGAAGGAGGCGCUGAUGUCGGAGCUGAAGAUGGUGACUCACAUCGGUCACCACACCAACAUCGUGAACCUGCUCGGGGCGUGCACAGAAACAGGACCCAUAUACCUGAUUUUCCAGUACUGCUGUUAUGGAGACCUGCUGAACUACCUGAAGAACAACAGCGAGCGCUACCACAAGUCUGUGACUGACGCGUUCAACAAAGACCGCUUCAGCAGCCUCUACCACAACCUGCCGCCUCAGGGGUCCGGCUCCAGGGAGCUACAAACACUGGACAAUUAUGUGCCCAUGUACCACGCGGCCACCAGGGGGCAGGAGGACAUCGCCCUACUUGCCAGUGACAUAGAUGUCUAUGAAGAGAUGUUUGGAAAGCUGGACGAUCAGACACAGGACCUGCAGACCCUGACCUUUGAUGACCUGCUGAGCUUCGCCUUACAAGUGGCCAAAGGCAUGGAGUUCCUCUCCUCCAAGAAUUGUAUCCACAGAGAUUUGGCCGCUCGCAACGUGUUAGUGACUAAAGGUCGCCUGGUGAAGAUUGGCGAUUUCGGACUGGCCCGGGACAUCAACAACGACAGCAACUACGUCGUGAGAGGAAAUGUCCGUUUACCGGUCAAGUGGAUGGCACCAGAGAGCAUUUUCCAGGGCUUGUACACCAUGAAGAGCGAUGUUUGGGCCUAUGGCAUUCUGCUCUGGGAGAUUUUCUCACUUGGCGUCACGCCGUAUCCUGGGAUGAAGGUGGAUCACACGUUCUACUCAAUGAUUGAGAGAGGAUUUAAGAUGGAGUGUCCGUACUAUUCCAACAUGUCUGUGUACGAUAUGAUGUGCAAGUGUUGGUCUCUGGAACCGUGCGACCGCCCGUCUUUCUCCAAACUGGUGUCCUUCAUGUGUGACCAGCUGACGGACAGAGAGGAGAAGCUCUACCACAACAUGCUCGACCAAGCGUCUGGCGACUACCAGAACGCCCCGGACACUUUGGACAUCGCGGCCUUGGCGAAGCAGGACGUGAACAAGACACAGUCUUCCAACGAUUACUGUCAAACCCGCGCAAGUGAAGAAAGCAAAGUGGAAGUGUUCGAUGCUGAUGCUGUGGCCGCUGAGGAGGAACUUAUGAAGCCAUCUGAUGGAAAGUGAUCACCUAUAACCAGCCUUGUAUAAAGUAUCUUACGAAGUUGCAGUCACUUUUUAUAAUAUUACUUAAGUAAAAGCCUUAAAGUAUAUGACAUUUACUGUAUUAAAGUAUCAAAAGUCAUUUUCUGAUAUAAAAUGUACUUAAGUUUUAGGAAUAAAUGUAUUUUUUAAAAAGUGAGGAGUUAUGAUUGAGAGAUGAUGGCUCAGUGGUGAGUUGUCUUUCUACUAGACGGUUGUGGGUUCAAUUCCUGACUCUGCUAGUCCAUAUGUGUCACUUAACCCCAAGUUGCAGGGUGUGAAAGACAUGUGAAGCGGAAAAAAUGUAGUGUAAAGCAGCGCUAUAGAAAUACAGACCAUAAUACCAACUUCUAUCUUCUUCUGAUUUUAUUUGGUAGUAACGAGUAACAAAGAGAGUUGAGAGGAAAUGUAGUGGAGUAAAAGUAAAAAGUUACAAGAAAUAUAAAUAACAAAGUAAAGUACAGAUACGUGAAUUUUGUAUUUAAAUACAGUGUUUGUACUUUACAACACUGCCCACAACUAAAUCAGUGUUGCUGUUCAAACUGUGUUAUCAACUGUUUGUUUUUAAAAAGCACUUGUUUCUUUGUCAUUGGUGGAUUUAUAUAACAUACGUUGUCAUUACAUCAGGGAUCUGGAUCUGGAUGUGGAUGUGGAUGUGGAUGUAAAUACAGUAUUUUUUUAAUCAUGAUUUAUUGUGCAGCUCAGUGGAAAAAAAAGUGUCAUAAAAGACAUGUAAGCUAUGACUUUUAUCUGCAUUAGAUACUGGAGUGACUGAUCAACAAUAUGAAAAAUACUGUAUAUCCCUGUUGUUGUUAUACAUCAAGUAUUUUAAAGAGAAUUCCAAUAUUUCAGCUACAAUCCAGUUUUGUAUACGUUUCUAUAUACAAUACAGUAUUCUUUACAUUUAAGCUUAGUAUUAAAAUGACAACCAAUCAUUGCAAUAAAGGUUUGUUACUUUUA
Molecule: messenger RNA, 4071 nt
Organism: Solea senegalensis (Senegalese sole)
Lineage: Eukaryota; Metazoa; Chordata; Actinopteri; Pleuronectiformes; Soleidae
Gene: flt3
Product: fms related receptor tyrosine kinase 3
Exons: 24
Coding region: 73-3096 (1007 amino acids)
Biological process (GO): multicellular organism development; B cell differentiation; cell surface receptor protein tyrosine kinase signaling pathway
Cellular component (GO): signaling receptor complex
Molecular function (GO): transmembrane receptor protein tyrosine kinase activity; ATP binding
Source: RefSeq, a predicted model, not a curated record